Molecule: messenger RNA, 576 nt
Organism: Plectropomus leopardus (leopard coralgrouper)
Lineage: Eukaryota; Metazoa; Chordata; Actinopteri; Perciformes; Serranidae
Source: RefSeq, a predicted model, not a curated record
AAAACGGCCUGGGAGAGCUCAGAGGCACUGUACAACAAAAAAUUUGAUAAAUCAACACCGUUCCUGGGAAAAGAGCGUAUUACAGCUAUUUACUAUUACACCUUUGGCAAAGAUGAUGUGUAUCUUGAUUUCAAUGAGGCAGUUCGAACUGAGGGACCUCAGUACAAGACCACAUUCGGCUUUCAUGCUCUUCACUUUCUCCUGACUGAUGCCAUUCAAGCUCUGAAAGAACACAGGAGCAAAAACGUCCCUGUGGGACAGGACGGAUGUGUCACUAGCUUCCGUCGAGUCAAAAGGUCCUUUAACGGAAAAAAAAACACGCAGUUUCGCUUUGGCUCCUUCACCUCAUCCUCACUGGGUCAGUACAGCAAGAAAGUAGAAAGAUUUGGAGACAAGACGUGUUUUGAGAUUAAGACAUGCUAUGGAGAAGACAUAUCUGAGUACUCUAAAUUUCAGAUCGAAGGUGAAGUGCUGAUUCCUCCUUACGAGAUCUUUAAAGUCGUCGAUAUAAAGGAGAGAUCCAAGCAGAAGGAUCUUCCAUGUGAGGUGGAAUAUAAAGUCAAGAGUGCAGGCAAA